AUGGAGCUCUCACCUUCCGCCGCCUCAACGGCUUCCUUCAAUACAAGCGUGAAUCAGGAUGCGCCACAGAUCAAACAGGAGAAGCGCAUUAUUUUUGUCGGAGCUCCCGGGUGCGGGAAGGGAACGCAAAGCAGUCUUUUGAAGGACCGAUUUAAGCUUGGCCACCUCUCAACUGGCGAUAUGCUUAGAGAGGCUGUAGCGGCUAAGACUGAACUCGGCAAACAGGCCAAGAUGAAAAUGGAUAACGGCGAGUUGGUCAGCGACGACAUUGUUCUUGGUUUAAUCGAAGACAAGAUAACAGGACCAGACUGCAAGUAUGGUUUCAUUCUGGACGGGUUUCCACGAAACACAACUCAAGCUGAAGGCCUUGACCAAAUGGCAAAAAAAAGCGGACAGUCGAUUGACGCCGUCAUCUACUUCGACAUUUCGGAUGAGCUUCUUAUCGGACGCAUUUGUGGCCGCCGUGUCCAUCUUCCCUCUGGUCGAGUUUACCACGUGCAAUUCAAUCCACCAAAGCGGGAAGGACUCGAUGAUGUAACAGGAGAGGAAUUAACCCACCGGAAGGAUGAUAACGAAGAGACCCUCAAGAAGCGUCUUGAUGUCUUCCAUCGUGAGACAAUGCCCCUCAUCGAAUACUAUAAACAGAUGGGUUUGCUCCACACAAUUGACGCGAGUGCUCCAGUCAGCAAGAUUACAGAGAAACUGUUGUCUAUCGUUGAAGACAUUUCUAUAGGUCAUUGA
This is a messenger RNA of Condylostylus longicornis, 741 nucleotides long. RefSeq names its product adenylate kinase-like. Gene Ontology annotation, molecular function: AMP kinase activity; ATP binding. NCBI's taxonomy places the organism in Eukaryota, Metazoa, Arthropoda, Insecta, Diptera, Dolichopodidae. Gene Ontology annotation, cellular component: mitochondrion; cytoplasm. The record is from RefSeq and is a predicted model, not a curated record. Gene Ontology annotation, biological process: nucleobase-containing compound metabolic process.